AUGAAUCGCUGCGUUUUUAUAUUAUACUUGACAUUGGCAUGCUGUUUGGCAGCCGAUUUGGAGUACGGAAACCGGCCAAGAGGGGUUCCUGAGGAGAGUAAGCAAAGUUAAAUUUUUUAUACGUAUAAUUUUGUUUUUUUAUUCUAAUUUUUUUCCUUGCAGAAGCUAGUUUGUACGAGGAGAAAGAAGAAUUUGCUUGUUUGGAUGGAUCCAAAUCAAUUCCAUUCGAGCAAGUAAACGAUGACUACUGUGAUUGCCCAGAUGGAAGUGACGAGCCAGGUAUUACUUUGUUUUUCAUUCUGUUCUUAGAGAUCAGGCCGAAAAUGUAUAGACUGAGUUUAAUUGAAGCCGUUCUGUGUGCUAUAGUAUAAAUUAAGGUACCUCUGCUUGUCCCAAUGGUAGAUUCCAUUGUCGUAAUCAUGGGUUCAUUGCCAUGGAUCUUCCAUCUAGCCGGGUGAACGAUUUUAUCUGUGGUAAGCAUUAUUUUUAUUUUUUUGACUUUUGUUUAACUAAUACAAGAUAAGUUUGACUUUUUGUUUAGAUUGUUGCGAUGGUUCUGACGAAUGGGACAGCGAGACCAAGUGUCCGAAUGUUUGUGAGGAGAUCCACAGCAAGGUUAAGGCCAAGUCCGAUGAGUACAGAAAGAUGGUUUCUGAUGGAUACGAAAAGAGAAAGAAGUUGGCGGAAGAAGGCCAGAAGUCUAUGGAAGAAAAGAAAACGGAACUCGAAAACUAUAAGAAACAAUUAGAAGACCUAAAACCAGUCGAGGAAAUCAAGAAGGCCGAGAAGGAAGAGGCCGAAAAUAAAGAAAACGAGGCCAAGAAGGUUGAAGACGACAAAUGGGAUGAACAAGUCAAGGAAAACAGAAAGGCUGAUGCUCAAAAGUACUUCAAGAUUGUCGAUGCUGAUGGUGAUGGAAAGUAAGUGCACUGUAGCAAUUUUGAAUUGAUUUUUUCGUUUAGAAUUACUAAGGAAGACUUCAAGAAAGCUGUGAAAGCAGAAGCCGAUAAGGACAUUACUGAUGACCACUUGAGAGAUCUCUUUGGAGAAGAUGAGAGCAAUGCAGUGACCGAAGACGCCAUUCACGAUAAGAUUCAUGAAGUCAGAAAAUGGUUUAAGAAAGCGACCAAGCCUGCGGAAAAGCCCGAGGAAGAGGCCGACAAACAAGAAGAAGAUGAUCUUCUUGACCCUGAACCUAUUGUGGACGAUGAAGAUUAUGACUUUGAAAAGAAGCCUGAAUACUCCGAGGAGACCAAGAAGUUAAUUGAGGAGGCUAACAAGAAGAGAGAUGAGUAUAGAGAAGCUUCUAACCAAGUCAGGGACGUUGAAAACAAGAUAAGGUCAGCAUUUUUCUAAUUUCAAUAAUAUGUUAUUCUGUUUUUAGUGAUUUUGAGCGCUUCCUUCAAUUCGAAUACGGUCCAGAUCAGGCCUGGGCUCCUUUGAAGGGUCAGUGCGCCGAGUUGGACCAAGCUCAAUACACUUACCGAGUUUGUCUUUUCGAAAAGACCGUCCAAAAAGAGAAGAGUGGACAUGAGAUCAGAUUGGGUGAUUGGAAGGAAUGGGAAGGAGACAGCUAUACGUUUCAGAAAUACGGAGAUGGACAGACUUGCUGGAAUGGACCUCCUCGAUCCACUCGGGUUGUCAUUGAAUGUGGAUUGGAAUUGGAGCUGUAUGAGGCCACUGAACCCAACAGAUGCGAAUACGAAUUCAAGUUGAGAUCCCCAGCUGCAUGUCCAGAUCCAAGUACCAUCAAGGACACUUAUGCUAUCCACACAGAGUUGUAA
Bursaphelenchus xylophilus (pine wood nematode) is the source of this 1784-nucleotide messenger RNA. NCBI's taxonomy places the organism in Eukaryota, Metazoa, Nematoda, Chromadorea, Rhabditida, Aphelenchoididae. The record is from the annotation of a GenBank genome assembly.